Messenger RNA from Hordeum vulgare subsp. vulgare (domesticated barley), 1146 nucleotides. Its product is annotated as 60 kDa jasmonate-induced protein-like. The coding region runs from base 18 to 965 and encodes 315 amino acids. The record is from RefSeq and is a predicted model, not a curated record. The transcript has 2 exons. Lineage: Eukaryota; Viridiplantae; Streptophyta; Magnoliopsida; Poales; Poaceae.
CAGCUGGGCGUUUAUACAUGCCGAAAGAGAAUUCCCCACAUCUUCCGGUUCUUCUCUUCCGAGCUCCCAGUCUACCCUCCACAAUCCAUUCCAUUCUUCUGGGCACGAGCGACAUGGCGGCCGCCACCGGCUACGGUGACGCCCCGACCACCGACGAGCAGCUGGUCGCGUACGAUGAGCUACCCAGACAAGGCCGCUACAUGGCGGAGGUGUUCGCCGUGCGCAUCCCCGCCGCCGCCGGAGCAGACCCGCCCAGCGGCACCAUCUCUGUCCACGGCGGCCACUGCUGGAGCGACUUCAUUUACGGCCCGGAAGAAGAGCACACCUCGCAGCAAACCUGCUGCGAUAGCCAGGGUAACAUCGUGCUUACUGGGCCAUCGGUGGUCACCUCGGCAUACAGUCCAAUUGUCUUCAGCCUCGACCUCCAUGACGGCAACCGUAGGCAAGCGGACGACGAGGAGGAAGAGAACACCAGUACGAUAGUCUGCGACGCCGUUGGUGGCGACUUCUCUAACUACAAUAGGGCCAUAUCAGAGACUGUCCACACAUGCUACGGCCCAGCGGAGGUGAUCUACGCUGUCCUGAGCAAUGGCGUCCAAGGCCGGGUCGAUGUGAAGCUUGCGCGCCUGCAGUCCCGAGACGAAGAGGAUCUUGUUGGCAGGAUCGUUGCUCGCAGCAAGCUGUUCGACGUCGGUUGCGUGCUCUUCUACAAGGAGGCCGCUGACAAGGGAGUGCACGUGCGACCGGGGGAGCUGGUUCCGUUGGCGAGGCAUGCACUCGCCGUGCCAUUGCACAUACCGCUGACGAUUGAGCUUGACCUUCAUCGUGGUGGAUCCGGAGAUGAAAUUGUUAGAGGCCAACUUGAGUUCAAAACUGCCACCGACGGCCUGCAUGUGGAACGUCUUGUUGGUGUCAAUGGUGCUGAAUUCGAGGUGACAAUCUUAUGGUCGGAAUACCCUUGGUAGACACCUGUGUGAGCCAAGUGGAGUACUAUCAGCUAUAGUGUAUAUACAAAUACUACUAUAUGGAACUCACUAGCAGUUCAAAAAUAAGUGUUUAUUGACACAUACUAAUUUGUAUUUUCUAAUACAUUUGUAAUGAAUAAAGGGUAAUAUAUAUGACACAUACUACCGCGUUCUUGUGCUA